ACUUAAAACUCUUUUCGUGUAUCAUAAGUUCGAUUUGAACCUAUUCUUGAGAAAAAAAAUAAAAUUUUAUCAAAACUUACCAAAAAAAGGUGCAAAUUUGUCUUAUUCGCCUUAAGAAGGGAAAAGAAAUGGAGUUAUUGAGCUUUCUUUCUUUGGAUAUAGCAGAAGAGAUCUUUUGCUUUAAGAUAAAACAAACCCGACUCUACAAUGCUUGAUUUUGGCUGAGUUAUAAAUUUUUUUAUAAGUGCUGUACAGCAGUUUAGAAAUGAUGAUUUUUGGCAAAAUCGAUAAAAGAAAAAAGAUUCUACCUCAGUCUUUUGUGAUUAUAAAGAAUUUUAAAUAUAGCCAUUUGAGAGCUUUGGAAGAGCUGCAAAACGACUAGAUUAGAUUCUUUGUUUUAUGUGGCAAAUUAUGAAGGACUAAAAUUGACAAAAGCGUGUUUUAGGUUCCAAAGUAAUGGAGAUUGAAGUUUCACAGUAUUCCCUCUUAUUUUUUAUUUUUGAGAUCUACAAAAAUAUGUUCUUUAUGUUUUUGUAGAGCAGCAGCUGACAAUGCAUCUAAUGAAAAACUAAUUAAGAGUUGGGAACGUAACAAAAAAAAGUUGUAGAGGAAAUAUUACAAAUGCCAUUUAAUCUAGGACACCCGAUACAUUACAAGUCCUUCUCGAAAACUUCAUUCGAUCGGAUCCCAAACUUUAAAAAACUAGAUGAUGGUAUGCUGGAAGUGAUCUUCUUCUGCAAUCCACACUUUUCUUUACAUUAGUCUGUGUUCAACUCAAAAUCAAAAAUUUUUCCAAAAAAGAGGGAGUGUAUUCUUAAUAGAUCAGGUUAUUAUUAGAAUAAAUAUUUAACAUUUUUCUACAAUCAUAACGCUACUAUACAGCUUUUCUUUUAAUCUUUAUGCGCUCAUAGAUUUACAUAUUGUGUAAAUGACUGGCUACAUGUGUUGCUGCGUUAAUAUUUUUACUCUUCUCUUGCUGUCAGCAUAUGCACCCAAAUAAAGCGUGGAAUGACUCGCUAGUAACCAAUUCAACAUGUUAUGAACAACAGCGGCAAUGAAUCAACAACACAUGAAUUAUCAAACAUGAUGAAAUCUAUUUUUCUUCCUCUUUUAUCGCAUAUUUAAUCGCAUGCUUUUAUGCUCUUUCUCACAUAGAAAUAUAAGAUCGCAGUACCUACAAAUACUAGUACUGAUAUGUCUAAUAGAUACAGUUACUACACCAUUCACAGGUGUUUCCGUUUGACAUUAUUUAUAUCGAGAAUAUACGAUAGAAGUGUGCGAAGACUAAGGAUGUUGUUUAAGAUUUUAGAAUACGUUUUGGAAAAUAUACCUAGUCAUAGAAGUAGCUAAACAGUUCUAGAAGCGAUAGAAUAAUGAAAAAAAAUCGCACUCUAUGGAAUGUGCGAUCUUUUCUUCUUAAUUCGGGCGUUUCGUUAUAAAUUGAUAACUCAAGUGCAGAGUGUAUUGUCUACUUUACAUAUGUAUUUAUUCAGAAUCCAAACAUCUAAAUGACAAAUGGUGGUGGCUAUUAUCAUUUAAUUUUUUUCAUGAUGUUAAUAAUCAGAAUACUGAACAUAUCUAAUUUUUUUUAUUUUAUUUAGACUUUGGUCGAUAUGCAUCACAAACUGAACAGUUGAUGAAAGAAUUGAUUCCAAAAGCUGAGGAUAAUGGAUGGUUAACACAACGUUAUCAACAACCACAACAACAAAAAACUAAUAGUACGGGAGAAAUUCCAUCUUUAAUGUCAAUUCCAACACCAGCCAUUGGAUUAGAACAAGAUAAAAAAUUAAAUAGAAAUGGUAAACAAUCAAUGUACACAUCAUCCGUACUCACCAUCGGAAGACAAAAUUCAAAUCAACCAACUAAAGAGAAGUAA
Molecule: messenger RNA, 1876 nt
Organism: Didymodactylos carnosus
Lineage: Eukaryota; Metazoa; Rotifera; Eurotatoria; Philodinida; Philodinidae
Source: the annotation of a GenBank genome assembly